Molecule: messenger RNA, 1853 nt
Organism: Protopterus annectens (West African lungfish)
Lineage: Eukaryota; Metazoa; Chordata; Ceratodontiformes; Protopteridae
Product: androgen-dependent TFPI-regulating protein-like
Exons: 6
Coding region: 331-1059 (242 amino acids)
Cellular component (GO): endomembrane system; membrane
Source: RefSeq, a predicted model, not a curated record
UCUUGUUUUAAUUCUUGCAACAAUACUGCUGCAUUCAUGGAUAAAGAGGAUUAAAGUCUGAAAAAAAACGGUUACAGUCUCGUGCUCAGAAAAUGCAGACUAUACCAUUAUGUGCCAUUAAAUUUAAGACGUGUUUCUUGAUUGACAUGUAAAGUUGCAAAUGUAUUUGUUUUAUUGUGGAACUUACACUGCCCUCAAUUAGGUUUUGCCCUUCUUUAGUUAGCAAAUGCAUAGAAAUGUAAAUUGUAGGCCCCUUUCUUGAUAUCCACGAUUGCUUGCUCUGCGCGGAUCCUGUCCCGGAAGCCUGUGAUUAGAAAGAAGGCAUCAACGAUGGUGCAAGAUAGACGGUUUAAUACGGUGGUCCUGCACUUCAUCAUCUGUGCCUGGUAUGUGUUUACUGUGGCACAGAACAUGGCAAUUACUUCUUUGCGCAGUCAUCCUGGUGUGUCAGCUUUCGGCGGCCGAUGGAAGUAUCUGACCUUUAUAAACCUCGUCUUGCAGGCUGUUUUUUUCAGUAUCUGCUUCCUUGCUGACAUAGGACAGCUGUGGGACAAAGUCAAGGAAAAGCAGAGUCUUUCUACCUUAGUUUCAUUCCGAGAUGGUCUCUUCUCAGUACUGGCCUUCCCUGUAGGCACAUUUGUUGUCAUCUCUUUUUGGGCACUGUACACUUAUGACCGAGAACUCGUGUUUCCUAAGCAUCUAGACGCAAUCAUUCCAACUUGGCUCAAUCAUGCCAUGCACACCUUUAUUCUUCCAUUGUUGUUAGUGGAACUGUAUGCUGUAAGACACCAGUAUCCAAAGAAAAAACAUGGACUUUUGGGACUUGCAGUAUUCUGCAUCUUAUAUCUUGUGUGGGUGUUCUACAUUAAAUAUGCUGCUGACAUUUGGGUAUAUCCUGUCCUAGCACAACUGAGUCAUGUUGGAAUGGUUGUGUUUUUCAGCCUUUCAUUUCUGAUAUUUGCAUAUUUGUACUUCCUUGGAGAGAUGCUCAGCAUGAGAUUUUGGGGUAAGUCUGAACACAGCAGGAAGAAAGCAGAACAUAGCAGGAGGAGAGACUAAGAUGACACAAAGAAGAACAUGAAAGCACAAACACAGAUGAACCCACCAUAUACCUGCCACCUGCCUUUGAAAUUUGUAUUUUUUUUUUCUCCUGAUGUUUGAAAUUAAAUUGAAAUUACGUUGACAUAUGUCUAAAACAAAGCAAGUAAGGAUAAUGUAAGAUUGUAGGUUAUUUUUUAACAUAGCUGUUCAAUCACAUAAGUGUGGCUAUGUUAAACAGACGAGGGAGAAUCUGUAUAAAAGUGUUGCCCUUUAUUAGCUCUCUGCAUAUGAUUGUAAAAAUCUGUUGAAGAACACUGUACUGAUUUGUGUUAAUGUUAUCCUUAGCUUCAGUUGGUUUAACUUUUACAGAGAGCAGGGUGUAUUUGUAGUAUUCUUACUGGUGUAUUCUAUACCCUUCUCCUUGAAUCACUUCAUGUAUUGAGUCAUUGACCUAUGCUUGUCUAUCCAUCCUCCAACUUUGCUGCAUGGUGUAUUCAUCGUCCGGCAUUCCACAGUCAUUACCUAUUGCAGAGUGUUACAACAGGAGGUGCAGCUAUCCUUUCUCAUUGGACUGCUGUUGGAUAAUGUCUCUGCCAUCCAGCAGACUGGCAGCUUGCAGACAUAGUCAGAUUUACUACUGUGUUAGUCUAUUAAACCAGCAAAACCCUCUACAGAAGGGAAACAUCCUUUCACAGCUGAAGAGCAUAUGUGUAGAACUUCAAAAAGAUCAAAGCAUUGUUUGAUUCCAUGAUCAUUUUGCAAAGUGAAACAACUUUAAUUAAAUAUUAAAACAUGCCUGUCUUACAAAACCA